UCCAACCGUGCCUCUCUCUCUCCCUUCUGCCACACUCACACUACCGUGCCUCUUCUCUACCAUGUCUCCUCCCAUGAUUUAUGGUUACAUUCCCCAACCGGACUUCCUCCUCCAACGGGCCAAAGACAAGAAUCUUACCGAAAUCGCACCUACAGAGGCCUUCGAGGAGGUGAUGGCCAUGGAGAAAGCCAUUUAUGACAUCAUCAAAGAAGCCGGUCUGAAGCGCAUCGCUCGAAUGGAUUUUGUGGACGUUGAGGGAGAUUGCAUGAUGGCAAUAGCUCUGGGCAACAAUUAUGGAGUUUCGGGCGUGCACGUGAAGGUUACUCGUGAUGGUAUUGAACGCGUCAAGAAGAUCCUUGGUACAACACACGAACCAUUUUGGCUCCGACUGGACGAGUGAGGCCUCGACUGUCUUAGACUGUGAACCACGGUAAUCGUGAUACUUGAUGUCUAUG
Somion occarium is the source of this 455-nucleotide messenger RNA. NCBI's taxonomy places the organism in Eukaryota, Fungi, Basidiomycota, Agaricomycetes, Polyporales, Cerrenaceae. The record is from the annotation of a GenBank genome assembly.